This is a messenger RNA of Knipowitschia caucasica, 423 nucleotides long. Lineage: Eukaryota; Metazoa; Chordata; Actinopteri; Gobiiformes; Gobiidae. The record is from the annotation of a GenBank genome assembly.
AUGGUGUCCUCUCUGAAGGAGGACACCUGUGCCCUGAAGGAGGCGUUUCUCCGAUUUGCGGACAAGAACCAGAAGUACUCCAAUAUUGUGGUGGAGUCUCUACAAUGGGGCUAUGACGGCUUUGGAGGAGGAGAGGAGGCUGAAGGACUCCACCAUCAGAGGUUUGUACAAAGAAAAAUGGAGGAGAACCUUCUCUGUAAAGAGAGGAACCUUCGGAGGCAGGCAGAGAGUCAGAGCAGGAUCCUGGAGGCUCUGAACGACGCCAACAUGGGCUUGGAAGCCUUAAACCACAGGAUGAAGAUACUGGGGGCCAUGAACUCUCGUCUGCAUGACGAUGAAGAUGAAGACAUCAAAGAAGAACUGCAGACCAGGACUCAUCUCUGUUCCAUAAACAGAGACAUCAGAGUCACAGCCACUGGAUAA